Molecule: messenger RNA, 1827 nt
Organism: Triticum turgidum subsp. durum (durum wheat)
Lineage: Eukaryota; Viridiplantae; Streptophyta; Magnoliopsida; Poales; Poaceae
Source: the annotation of a GenBank genome assembly
AUGUUGCGCCGGUGCGUGCGGGAUCUGUACCCGCUGCGGUCCCUCAGGAGGAUCCCCAGGCCGAUCUCCAGCGAGGUCCAAAGUCCAACAUUCGGUCAGCUCAGAAGAAACUCAACAAAAGCAUCCCAACAAGGUUCAGCACAGAAAUCUGUCCCUGGACCUAAAGAAGAACCUUCUAAGUCUGGAAGCAAGGUUCCAAAGCUUCUGCUUGGAACUCUGCUUGUUGGUGCUGCUGGUAUGGCCGCUUAUCAAGCUGGCUACAUAGACCUUCAGUUUAUGGAUGAAAAAUUGCCUUCGACCAUCAGGGAACAAAAUCUCACAAAGAUGUAUGAAAAUCUGAAGUUCCCUUUUGAACAAAAGGUUGAUCAGAAACAAACCAUGUUGGAUCCAAAGAAUGACAUUGUUCAGGAUACACCCAUGGUCCUUCCAGCUGAAGGGAUUCCAACUGCCAGUGAGCAGCCUACUCCUGCAGAAGAAAAAGAAACAGAAACCGUAACCCAGGGAACACUGCCAGUUCAAGAUGAGCAUGGUGCUGAUACUAAACUGCCGUCUCAAGAUACUCUCUCUGUUGAUAUAAAGCCAAAUGUUGUAAAUAAGGCAGCAGGUGAAGUUCCUCUUGGACAAGCUGACAAGAUAAGUAGCACAGUUUCUCCAGUAGAAUCAAGCCCAACAACGGCUGAAGUACAAAAGGAUCCAUUAGGUGCUGAUGUAGGUGAACAUAAAUCUCUUGCUGAGACAUAUUUACUACAGGAGGAGCAUGAUAUUCCUAAAGAUGUGAGUGCUAAGGAGACUAAAAGUGAUGGCAUUGUUGGUGGUGUAAAAGCUUCCGAUGAUGGGAAAAUUAUGCUGGAUAUUAUAGAUGCUAUUCAUGCCGCUGAAAAAAAGCAGGCAGAUACAGAUGCUUACACGUAUUCUGAAGAGAAAAGGAAGUUGAAGGAAAGAUACGAAAAGGAGCUGAAGGAUACGAGGGCCCGGGAGCUCAUGUACGCUGAAGAGGCAGCAAUUCUGGAUAAGGUGAGUCAGGAGCUGAAGAAAGAGAAAAUGAAGGCUGCUGCUGCAGUUAAAGAACUUCAAGAAAAAACUGAACAAAAGCUGAUGGAUGAGCUGCAGCGGAAGGAUGAGGAAGCAAGUCAACAAGUUGAGAAGGUACAAGAGUUGGCAAAAGCCGAACUGGCCGCAGCUCUUGCAAAGGAGAAAGCAUCCCAGAUCGAACAGAUUGCUGAAGCAGAUCUCAAUAUAGAUGCUUUGUGUAUGGCAUUCUAUGCGCGAUCUGAAGAAGCUCGGCAGAGUCAUUCUGUUCAUAAGCUUGCUCUAGGCACUCUUGCUUUGGAAGAAGCUCUAUCCAGCGGCUCGCCAAUCCGGACAGAGGUCGAUCAAUUGCGUAAAUCUCUUGAAGGUAUUGAUAAAGAUUCACUGUUAGAAUUGGCUCUUUCAUCGCUUCCAGAAGAUGUUCUCAAGUAUGGAUCAGAUACCCAGAUGGAGUUAAAACAGAAGUUUAAUUCCUUGAAGGCAACAGUCAGACAUUUCGGUCUUAUACCAUCAGGUGGUGGUGGUAUACUUACGCAUGCUGUCGCUCAUGUUGCUUCUAACAUCAAGGUCGAAGAGGACCCAUCUGGAGAUGGUCUUGAGUCUCUCAUAAGCAGAGUGGAAGACUUGAUUGUAGGAGGAGAUUUGACCGCAGCAGCCGACGCCCUGACAGGAGGGUUGCAGGGGACCGCAGCGGAGGAAGCAGCUGCCGAGUGGGCGAAGCAGGCAAGGAAACGCGCGAUUGCAGAGCAGACGCUCACCCUGCUUCACUCGUACGCUUCUUCGAUCACAUUUUCGUGA